This is a messenger RNA of Danaus plexippus (monarch butterfly), 1660 nucleotides long. RefSeq names its product PDZ and LIM domain protein 3 (gene Zasp66). Gene Ontology annotation, cellular component: adherens junction; Z disc; filamentous actin. The transcript is spliced from 11 exons. The coding region runs from base 82 to 1266 and encodes 394 amino acids. Gene Ontology annotation, molecular function: muscle alpha-actinin binding; actin binding. The record is from RefSeq and is a predicted model, not a curated record. Gene Ontology annotation, biological process: actin cytoskeleton organization; muscle structure development. NCBI's taxonomy places the organism in Eukaryota, Metazoa, Arthropoda, Insecta, Lepidoptera, Nymphalidae.
UUGAUCGCAUAACGUUCCGUAUCAUCGUCGUGGCAGCAAGUCCGCGCAAGACGCGCGUAGUGCAAAUUAACCCUUCCCGCGAUGGGUCGAAUGCAUACGUUCGUGGUGACCCUGCGUCGCGAAUCCCGCGACACUAACUGGGGCCUGCGCCUGGUGGGCGGCUCUGAUCUUGCUACGCCACUCAUUGUUACGAGGGUAACACCUGGCACACCAGCUGGGAAGGAGCUGGUUAGAGGAGAUAUCAUAGCGAAAAUUGACGACUACGACGCCAGAGAUCUGCGACAUGAAGAUGCACAGAAUCUGUUUAGAAACGCACCAAAACAAAUUAAAUUAGCUGUACAAAGGACCUGUCCAAGCUCGCAACUAUACAGUCUGCCGCACUCGCCCUCAAGUUACUCGAGGGUUUCAACCCCCAACUAUUAUCGUCAAUAUUUCGAGGACGUGAAUCGCGACGGACACGGGUCGGCUGCGCUUGCGCCGCGGUCUCCUCUACAAAGCGUUCCACCGCCAUUCAGAACCCCGAGUCCUCUGCCGGCUACAGCUUGGCGCGGACCGGAGUCUCUUCCACGAACUCCUCAACCCUUCCAGCCUCAGGUCGAAGGAGAAUAUAGAACCUAUAUAUUGUCACCAGAAUCUCGCAAUGAUGACGGAGUAGUCGACGAAUCGAUUACAAGCCAGCCUUACCGUACGACCCCGUUGGUGCUCCCAGGGGCGAAGGUCCGCCGGGAGCCAGGACCCACAGAGAGUUAUCUGCGUCACCAUCCCAACCCCGCAAUGAGGGCACCACCCCACCACGACCUGCGGGACACGCUUAUGAAGCAAAAGGUGGCAGAAUCGGUGUUGCAGCGAGUGGUCGGUGAAGAGAAUAAGGUUGUUCACAAGCAGUUCAACUCGCCAAUCAAUCUAUACUCGGACCAAAACAUUGCCAAUUCGAUCAGACAGCAAACAUCGCCUCUGCCCCACAAGCCGACGGUGAUGUACGACCCGGCCAAGUCGGAGACCUACCGCGUGCUGCAGGAACAGAGCCUCGGAGACAACGUCAGCGAGGUGCCCUCGCCCGCCACACAGAUCUUCACGCCGCCAGUCGCUAAGCAGAAGCCGGUGCCACCCAAACCAAUGAAACAAUCAGAGGCUCAACCAAGCGGCAAGCAAACGACUUUUAGUGUCAAAUCGUUGCAGGUGAAUUCCCUACAGGAAGAGCAUAUCCAGCAGUCAAACUCAUUUAAGCGGCUCAUGUACCACGUGCUCGGAGAAACCGAGUUUUAGAUCAAUAAAACUAAACAAUACAGGGUUUUAUCAAUACGAAUGUAUUAAAUAAAACAUCUGCUAUGACGUACGACUGUCAGAAACUUAAAGGAAGAUUGGAAUUGCGGGGUGAAUAACCAUAAGACUAACCAAAAUUUAAUAGGAUGAAAUAUUUAAUGCUCCUUAAAGUGUGUUAUUUUUCGGUGUAUUUUCUAAUGCUCGAGUAUUAGCAAUAUUAUUUAUGUUAAUAAUAAGUAGGGGAGUAACUUUUAAUACUAAGUGUUGAUUAUCUGUUUGUACAGAAAUAUUAUUUAUACAAAUGAUUAAGAUGAUGAGUGUACAAUCUAGUCACAACGGCCCGAGCUCAGGUCGCUACGAGAAUGAGAUUCGAUUUUGAAUAAAUUAUUUAUUUUUA